This is a messenger RNA of Panthera uncia (snow leopard), 12179 nucleotides long. RefSeq names its product F-box protein 34 (gene FBXO34). Gene Ontology annotation, molecular function: protein binding. Bases 8907 to 11045 code for a protein of 712 amino acids. Lineage: Eukaryota; Metazoa; Chordata; Mammalia; Carnivora; Felidae. The record is from RefSeq and is a predicted model, not a curated record. The transcript is spliced from 3 exons.
AGAGAGACAGAGUUUGAGCAGGGGAGGGACAGAGAGAUGGGGAGACACAGAAUCCGAAGCAGGCUCCAGGCUCCGAGCUGUCAGCAUGGAGCCCGAUGCAGGGCUCCGGCCCACGAACCUCAAGAUCAUGACCUGAGCUGAAGUCAAAUGCUUAACUGACUGAGCCACCCAGUCGCCCCGAAACACUGUGGUUCUUAGCAGCGUGCUUAUUAUUCUGAUUUCUUGAUUUCUCAGCUUCAGGUAGUAUCUCUUGAUUUCCCAUUAUGGCAGAUGAGGAUUCAGUUCUUUCUCAACAUCCACAGAUAUCCUUUUUCUUCUCCGAUCCUAGUGUAAUUGUUCAUAAAUUUGCUUAGAUUGGUAUUCAGUAUUUAUACAGUUAAGACUGAACAUGCUAUUCACAGUUAAGCCAUGGAGCAAUCUAUGAACACUUGUACUUUCCUGUACAACUUUUGGUUUUCCCUGAAAUGUUUAUUUUUCUUUGUUAUUAUUUACUUUAAACUUCUCUCUAAUGUAGCUCAAAUUGCAACUUGUUCAUAUUUCCUUUCAGGAAGUUCAGACAGUUAAGGUAUUCUCUUAGUUUCCCUUAUUCCUGAAGAUGUGCUUCCAUCUGGACUGAUUGCCCACUUUUUUUUAUGCACAGCUCUUAUCCUGGGACUUCCCUUCAUCCACAUCUUGAGGAUGCUCCUUGCCUUUUUGUUUUGGAUUUCUUGUUUUCUAGAUCUCUUAUUUCCCUGUUUCUUGCUUUAUGCUUUUGUUUUGGCAGAAGGUAUUCUGAUACAUUAGGUUCCUGAUAAUUUAUGUGAUUGGUUCUUUUCUUCGUUUCUGUGUUUAAAAUUGCACAAUAAGGUGCCUUAGUGUGAGUUUGGUUCCAUUGAGUACUUGGCAAACCCUUUCAAUCUGGGAACUAUUUUGUUGAUGACUUUCCUUUUUUUACUUUUUUACUUCAUGUAAGUAAUCUCUAUACCCAACGUGGGGCUCGAACUCACAACCCAGAGAUCAAUAAUUCCAAGCUCUUCCAACUGAGCCAUCCAGGUACCCUGACUUUCUCCCCCUCUUAGUUUUCUCUUAAACUCUUGAUGCUCUGAUUUUGGACUUCCUGGACUGAUCUUCCAAUCUUCUUAUGCUGUUCUAAGGAGUUUUUCAUUUUAGCUAUUGCAUUUUUAAUUACCAACAAGGCAUGCUUUUGCUCACUUUCAUUUUCUGACUCUUUUUAGUUUUAUUUUGUUUUAACUUACUGUUCUUUGCGUGUUCUUUGCGUUGUUUUAACUUACUGUUCUUACUAUGUUUGCAAUAUUUUCUCUUAUGUUUCUGAAUAUAUUCAUGGUAUCUUUUCCCCCAGAAUUUUCUUUACCCUGCAUAGUCUCUGUAAGGACUAGCUACAUAAUUUGCAGGGCCAAGUUCAGAGUGACAGUGUACAGGGCCCCUUGUUAACAUUUAUUAGAGAAUUUCAAGACAGCAACGGCAGAGCAUUAAAUCUAACACAGGGAUCUUCUAAGUGCAGGGCACUGUGUGACUGCCUAGGUCACAUGCCUGCAAAGCAUGUGCUGUCUCUUCCAACUUGCUUUUUCUGUUUCAUUUCUUUGUGCUAGAGAGGUCUAGCAAUUCUUGGCUAUUUGCUAAUAUUUAAUAGUGGGAUCCUAGAAUUCUGAUUGAAAGCUCUGCAUGUGCAGUAGGACUUCUACAAUUGUGAGCUUCACUGUGGGAAGAUCUGGCUGGACAAAUUUAGUUUGAGAAUUUGUCAUAUAAUGGCAAAAUAUAAUUUUUCCUCUUAGACUAAUUGUUAAUAUUCUCCAGAAAAGUUUUUUCUAAUCUCUCUUGCCUGGAAGUGAAGGCCUGACUGUCAGCCUUUUGGGAAAGGGUAUUAAUAAAGAGGGCUGGGUCGAUGACUAGUGUUAGCGCAUCAUAGACAGUGGUUAAAAUUUUCAGGAACUUUGUGAGCCGUUUGCUAAAUAUGACAAUUAUUAAAGAUUAUGCAAACUUAGAUGUUAUAUUAAAAAAAUCAAAUCAAUAAAUUCUAAAAACUCACUACCCCUGAAUAUUUUAUUACAUUUUGUCAUUAUGGAUGCUCUUGAUAUUAUUUACAUCUAAUCUGUAUGGUGGAAAUACUAUUUAAUGAUAGGCUACCAUGCAUCCCGUCUAAUCUCUGUGAACAGUGAUAUCAUUUCUUAGCUUGAAGCAGCCAUGGUAAGGGUAUUUAUACCACAAGAAUUCAGCAGAUAUUACAGAUAAUUACCCUUGUCUCCACCUCUCCUUACCCCCAACUUGUUAAACAUUUAUAUUUACCAACACACCAUGGACAGAGAUCUAGUACCUAUGCUAACUGAAACUGCCUUCACUUUACUUGGUGAUUCCCUGGUCUGUAUAACCGUCUGUUUUAACCUUCUUUCGAUUAUCUUCAGCCCUUUGCAAGAGAGGGAAGGGCAUUUGUCUGAACAACUGGAUCUGGAAUUGCAUUUCAGAAAGAUAUUCUGGGGCCCCCUGGGUGGCUCAGUUAGUUGAGUGUUCAACUCUUGAUUUUGGCCCAGGUCAUGAUCUCAUGGUUCAUAAGAUGGAGCCCUGUGUUGGGCUCUGUGUGCUGGCAGUGUGGGGCUUGCUUGGGAUUCUCUCUCUCCCCUCUCUCUGCCUCUCCCCUGCUUGCUUGCACAUGUGUGCUCUCCUCAAAGUAAGCUUUAAAAAAAAAAAAAAAAGUUUAGUUUUGGGGCAUCUGGGUGGCUCAGUUGGUUAAGCUUCCGACUUUGGCUCAGGUCAUGAUUUCGUGGUUUGUGGGUUUGAGCCCCACGUUGGGCUCUGUGCUAACAGCUCAGAGUCUGGAGCCUGCGUUGGAGUCUGUGUCUCAUUCGCUCUCUGCCCCUCCCCCACUUGUGCUGUCUUUCUCUGUCUCCCAAAUAUAAAUAAAUGUUAAAAAACAAUCUUUAUUUUUAAGAGAGAGAGAGAGAGAGAGAGAGAGAGAGAGAGAAUGCAAGUGGGGGGAGGGGCAGAGAGAGGGGGAGACAGGAUCUGAAGCAGGCUCCAAGCUGUCAGCACAGAGCCUGACACAGGGCUCAAACCCACAAACUAUGAGAUCAUGACCUGAGCCGAAGUCGGAUGCUUAACUGAAUGAGCCACCCAGGCACCCCAUUUUUUUUUAAAAGAAAGAUUUUCUGUUAACCCUUCCCAUUUAUUCUCUGCUGAUACUUUUGGGGGAAUGUUGUUCCCUGAUGCUUACCUUAGGAUUCAGUUUUCUUAAGUCUUUGAGUCCUCUACCCUUUAGCCAUUUAUAUUUCAUCUUUCCAGGUUUUGUGACUACAGUCUCCAGUUCUCUUCGUACCAUUGGGUUUAUGUGUUUAAAAAAAAAAAAUCUUAGUGUUUGGGGAAGGAGCAACAAAUAGCUUUGUGUUUAGUCCACCAUCCAGUAUUAUCCAGAAGUCUGGGAUAUAAUUCUGGGAAUAAAUAGGUAGAUAACCUUAGCAAUUUAAGGGGGAUCUGAAUGGUCUUAGCCAACCCCUUACUGGUUUGCAAGUCAUAUAAAUGCAGUCAGGAAAUAAUUCUGAUUGUAGAAUAUUUUUCCUUUUCAUAAAGUAGGUGUUGAAUCAUGACCUGUUGUUAGAUUUUUAUAUGGAUGUGUGGGGACGUAAGGAAACACAUAAUACAAUUUCAGGUCACAUAGUUUGUUUUGAGGUGAAUUGGGAUAGUACCUAAUUGUCCCAGGUCUGUAGCAAUUCCUGUUGUCCUUCAUUGGCUGGGUCUGCUGAUCUGGUCACCUCAUCCACUCUGAAGCAGGCAUUUAUUGCUCCCUCAUCUAGCGAGUCUUCAAUCUUCUGACUUUGUCUCCACUCUUAAUCUCUUCUUCUCAAAUACAUUGUCCUUUCCCCCCAUUAGAUUUGAUGUGAUUGGGUUAGGUAGACCCUCUUUUUCCUUAAUUUCAUACCAGGCCACCUCACAGUCCACUAAAUUCUCCCUUAUCUAUUGAUGAUUACCUUUUGGAUAAGGUCAGAGUAGGAAGGUUCUAGGAUACCUGGAUGGCAGCUCAAGUAAAAGCAAUUGCCUGUGAUGUCUCAGAAUGGGGAUGUGGGCCACUCUGGCAUUUAAGAAAUUCCUGGAUUCCUCUAUUGAGGAGUGCAUGUAUUUACAUCUUUUUUUUUUUUUUUUAAUCAUUUUGUGAGGGCAUCUGGGUGGCUCAGUUGAUUAAGCAUCUGACUUCAGCUCAAGUCAUCAUCUUAUGGUUUGUGGGUUCAAGCCCUGCCGCAUCAGGCUCUGUGCUGACAGCUCAGAGCCUGGAGCCCGCUUCGGAUUCUGUGUCUGCCUCUCUCUGUGCCCCUUCCUGGCUCACACUCUGUCAAUCUCUCAAAAAUAAAUAUUAAAAAAAUAAUAAUAAAAAUAAAAGAUUUUGUGGCUCAAGAUAGUGACAGCUAUGGCUAAAAAGAAUAAAUAUUUAAUAAGAUAUAAAAGGAACAAAUAAAUAUUUGACAUUGCACAUGUGAAAUAGAUUAGAUGACCACAUGAACUUUCUUGUUUGUUCACAGUUGUGAAGAUGGUAAUUAUUUCUGUAAGAUCCAGUGUACAGCAGUAUCCAACUGCUAAAGUAAACAUUUCUGCAAAAAGGGCUUCUGGAAACCACUGUUUAUUGCUCCCUUUUCUAGUCUCUCCUUUCCUCACUGUCUUUUGUGUUUCAGUUAGAAGCUUGUAUGUGCUAAUGGCUUUUUCUUUUUGUUUGCUUUGUUUUUAAAAAUCAUUUGUAAUUUCUGGUGAGCUGCUGCCUGGGAAGAAAUUCUUCUCUUAGGAUGGUUUGGGAGGAUUAGGCCAGGUUUUUUCCAUAUGAUUAUGUGCUCAGGUCCAAAAUUCAGACUCAGGAGAGUCUGGAAAGAUUGUUUUUUUUUCUUUUCUGUGUUUUGAACUUUGUAUUCACUUAAAAAAACUCUCAUGAGUCUAUUAAAUCAUCUUGAAUCACACAUUUAAAAGAUCACCUUAUGUGAAAACAAUAGAAUACUGUGAAAUUGGGACUGUCUUAUGAUAUCUAGGUCCUGUGACUGUCAUCCUUAACCAUACCCUUCCUCAGAAAGGGACUUGCAUUUGCUUUGGUAUUGCCCACAUCAUGCAUUUACAAUAGGAAAUCUAUACAUGAGGGACCUUGUCAGCAUGGUUUGGGAAGAAUGAUGGUAACAUUAUGAUAGGUUUAAGGAAAGCUCACUCAGCCAGUUGGUUUUGUCAAGGUGACGGUGAUUGCCUGCUGACCAGCAACCUCAGAAAAGCUCUUUUUCUCAGCCCUAGAUCGUGAAGCAGAGCACUUAGCUUUAAAGUGGUGGUAAACCAGGAGCUGGUGCCACACCCCUCACAUUUUGAAAUGUCCUAAGCCAAAUGGUAGCGUGAAUUUUUUACCAAAUUCAUCAGCAGUUUCUUUUUUCUGCCUCUUCACUUAGGGGACACUUUUAAAAAAUAAGUUUUAUGGUAAGAAAGUUUAAAAAAUUUUUAUGUAUAGUCAUGGUCUUUAUUAAAACUUCGUAAAACAGGCUUACUGUUGAAAUAGCAGAUGGCUGUGAUAAAAUGGGAACAGGUCUGUAAAAAGAAACCAGUGCAGAUUAAAUCAUAAUUAUAAAUAUCUUUAAUAUGAUUCAUUAAGAUGUUUUUCCUUUGGCCUGUUAAUAUUGUGUCCUCUUUUUAUUCAUCUCUUGACAAACCAAAGAAUUUUAAAAAGGACAGAAAAUGAGUAAGGGUGACUUUGAAGUUCUUUUAGAGAUUUUUUAGGACUUGGACUUUCCAAAGUCAAAGAAUCUUGAACUUGUAAGAACAAGGCUGAUGUUGCGUUUUUGUUUUUUUUCUUCAGUGAGUUGCCAAAAUAUGGGUUAUACUUACAAGGAAUACCUGGUCCUUUUGUAAUACAAUGAAUACCACAAGGAUAUUAUUCACAGAUGUCUUAAAAUGGCAAAAGUUCUAUAUGCAUCCCUCCCCUCCACCCCCGCACCACAAAGGAAGAAAGAAAGAAAAGAAAGAAACAAACAAUAGGUGUUUCCCUUAUUUCCUUUGCACCAUUGCCCAAAAUAGGUAUAUGACCUUUUGGAGAGACAACUUGCAACAUUUUUAACUGGUGCCAGUGGUUAGCUCAGUGCCAAGCCCCAGUAGGUGUUUAACAUUUGUUGAAUGGAGAAAUGAAUAACUAUUUCCAAACUGGUACCUCUCCUAUCCAUUCUCUAUAAAGGUACUCCAGGGAUCCGUCAACAAUGCUAAACCAUCCAUUCUACUUCCCCUUUAAAAAUCCUUUAGUGUCCCUCAGCUACUUAAAGUUUGUCUCUCAGUAGUGCCUGUGUGGCUUACUUGGUUGAGCAUCCGAUGUCGUGAUGUCUACUCAGAUCAUGAUCUCAUGGUUUGUGAGUUCGAGCCCAGUGUUGGGCUCUGCUCUGACAGCGUGGAGCCUGCUUCGGAUUCUCUGUCUCUCUCUUUGCCCCUCCCUACCUCAAAAAUAAAUAAACAUUUUUUUAAGUUUCUUUUUUAAGUUUGCCUCUCAGACUUUUUUCCUUUUUAAAUUGUUUUUGGUAUUAUAGAAUUACUGUAUAUACUGUGGUCAGAAAUUCAAACAUUGAAAAUAUGAUGCAGAAAAAAAUGUCCCUGUCAUCCCAAGCAUAACCAGUUUUUCUGUAUUUGCAAACUACACAGUCUUUUCAGUUUUGUUUCACACCAAUGGUAUUAUACUAAAAUACUGUCCCCUCUCUCCUCCAUUUCCAUUGGAUUGCAUGAAGUUUUUAAUAUCAUGGAAAUUAAUCCUUUUUGUAUAUUGCAAAUAAUAUUCUUCCAAUCUUUUGCUUAUCUUUUAACCUUAUUAUGUCUUUUCCCCAAAUAGAUAUUUAGAAUUUGUAUUUAGCCAGAUAUGUCAGUAUUUUGUGUAUGUAUGUAUGUAUGUAUUUAUAAAAAAUGUUUAUUUUUAUUUUGAGAGAGAGAGAGACACACACAGUGUGAGUAGGAGAGGGGAAGAGAGAGGGGGGAGAGAGAAUCCCAAGUAGGUUCCUUGUUGUCAGCACAGAGCCCAACGAGAGGCUUGAUCCCAUGAACCAUGAGAUCAUGACCUGUGGAAAUCAAGAGUCAGACAUUCAACCAACUGAGCCAUGCAGGCACCUCCCCUACUAAGAUUUUAAAAUCAUUCUCUCAUAUUUGACAGCAUUGGAUUUUACAUUUUAUUCAAUCUGUCACUUGUAAGUUUUUAUAAUGAAGUAGGCAUCUACCUUUUCACUCAGAUACCCAGUGAGUUUAUUCAGACAUCCUGCUUUAAUCAAUUAGGGUGUUGUUUUCUUGAACUACUUACUUGUUUCUGCUCUCUUGCCAUACUGUUUUGAUUACUGUAGUAUUUUUGUAUGUUUUGGGAACUUUAUUUUUCCCACAACAAAUCUUACUAUUCUUUUUAAAUUUAGAUAAGAAUUAUAUGUCAUAAGAUUUGCGUUUUAAAAGUAUACAGUUCAUUGGUGUUUAGUAUAGUCACAUAGUUGUGCAGCCAUCACCUCUGAUUCAUUUUCAUCACUCCCAAAAGAAACUCCAUAUCCAUUAGCAGUUGCUUCCCAUUUCUUUGCCCACUGAGUCCUGACCCCCCAACCCCCACCCCUAGGCCCUAGGCAACCGUUAAUCUACUUUCGGUCUCUAUAGGUUUGUCUGUUCCACAGAUGGAUCAUAAAAUAUGUGACCUUUUGUGUCUGGAUUCUUUUACUUACCAUAAUGUUUUCAAAGUUCAUCCAUGUUGUAGUACUGUUAUAAGCACGCUGUGAAGGUACACACGUAAGUUGUAUCUGUCUACAGUGUCAGCUCUAUUCAGUCAUAAAGCAGUGUUAACAUAAUUAUAAAGCAGGUUCAGGAUUCCAAACUCAGUGACAUUUCACCACAUGAUUAACUUGGCUUCUUACACAGCAGAGCACAAGACAAGUCACACAACACACAAGAUCACACAGGGGGUGGGAAAUUAAUGAACCAAAUGAGGAGUCAGUCUGUGAGCGACCAGUUGAGAUCAGGCCUAGGUCCUGUUCGGGUCAGCUCUCAGCACUUAUUGCUUAUUAUGUUCAAGCAGUGAAGGAUCUCACCUCUGUUCAGAGAUCAGUUGGGCAGAGCCUUCCAGCUGCAGCUGCCUUUUUAAAGUGGUCAAAGAGGGGUCAGUGUCUAAAGAGUCUGACAGCUGCAGAAAUCCCCCCCCCUCCACCCUUUAAAAGGAUUUAAUCAUUCUUGGGCCCCUGCAGACCUCCUCUGCUUCUUGUUAUCACUUCUGGGGUGUCAUUAACUGGUGCUGGUCUUGAUGAUAUCUUGUAGCUGCAGUACCCUUAACAGUGUCACUGCUUGACAAAGGCCCUUGUUUGACCUCAGUGACUCCAUCUUGCUCUCUACAAGUACUUGUACCAGUACUUCAUUAAUCCAUUGUAUGUAUACACCGCCAUUUGUUUAUACAUUCAUCCACUAACGGACAUCUCAUUUGUUUGCACCUGUUUUAAAUAGUGCUGCUAUAAAAUUUUGUGUACAAGUAUUUGAGUAUCUCUUUUCAGUUCUUUGGGGGUAUAUACCUAGGAAUAGAGUUGCUGGGUCAUGUGUUAAUUAUUUGUUUCAUGUUUUUUUUUGUUUGAUUUAAGAUUUUUUUUUUUUAACAUUUUAUUUAUUUUUGAGACAGGGAGAGAUAGAGCAUGAACGGGGGAGGGUCAGAGAGAGAGGGAGACACAGAAUCUGAAACAGGCUCCAGGCUCUGAGCUGUCAGCACAGAGCCCGACGCGGGGCUCAAACUCACGGACCGCGAGAUCAUGACCUGAGCUGAAGUUGGCCGCUUAACUGACUGAGCCGCCCAGGCGCCCCUGAUUUUAAAUUUUGAUCUUGUAUCUGGAUUAUACUGGUUGCUGAGUUUGAGAGUAGACCAUAUGGAGAGCAAGAAUAGAAUUCAAAGACUAAUGGGAGACUAAUGCAGAGCCUCUGUUAUGCACCUAAAGCCAUACUGGAAACUCCAGAAGAAAGAGCGACCUCUGGAAAUCAGCAGGGAAACUUUGAGAACUCCUAUGAGCCACCACGAAGCUAUAAAUGAUGAAGAAUGCAAAGCUAGCUACAUGAAACCAAGUGUCUUUCCUUCACCCUCUCUUGGUAAAGCAUCAUCUCGAAAACCUCUUGGGAUUCUUUCUCCAAAUGUUCUGUGCAGUAUGAGUGGGAAGAGUCCGAUAGAGAGCAGCUUGAAUGUUAAAACCAAGAAGAAUGCACCGUCUGCAACAAUCCACCAGGGUGAAGAAGGGGAAGGGCCGCUUGAUAUCUGGGCUGUUGUGAAACCGGGAAAUACCAAGGAGAAAAUUGCAUUCUUUGCAGCCCACCAGUGUAGCAAUAGGAUAGGAUCUAUGAAAAUAAAAAGCUCCUGGGAUAUUGAUGGGAGAGCUACUAAAAGAAGGAAAAAAUCAGGAGAUCUUAAAAAAGCCAAGAUACAGUUGGAAAGGAUGAGGGAAGUCAACAGCAGGUGCUACCAGCCUGAGCCCUUUGCGUGUGGCAUUGAGCACUGUUCUGUGCAUUAUGUGAGUGACAGUGGGGAUGGCGUCUAUGCCGGGAGGCCUCUGUCAGUCAUACAGAUGGUUGCCUUCCUCGAGCAAAGAGCCAGUGCCCUGCUAGCUACAUGUACGAAAAACUGCACUAACUCACCUGCUGUGGUGAAGUUUCCUGGGCAAUCCAGAAGUGUGCCCCCAGCCUCCGAGCCCUUUUCUGCCCCAGGAGCUUGUGAAGAAUCCACGGAAAGGGGAAAUUCUGAGGUUGGUGAACCACAGAGCGAGCCAGUCCGUGUCCUUGACAUGGUAGCCAGGCUGGAGUCUGAGUGCCUGAAGCGGCAGAGCCAGCGUGAGCCUGGGAGCCUCUCGAGGAAUAACAGCUUCCGUCGAAAUGUGGGCCGCGUGUUGCUUGCAAAUGGCACUCGGGCUAAUGAAGGCAAAACAAACAAAGAGGCCUUGGAGGCACCAGACACUCAGGUGAAUCCUGUGGGGUCUGUAUCUGUGGACUGUGGCCCCUCAAGAGCUGACCAUUGUUCUCCCAAGGGGGAUGAGUCCUGGGACGGUGCUCCUCGGGGCUGUCCGUCGUUGCCAGCGAGUGUGAAUUUCCUCAUGGACAGUGCAGAAUUUGAGCCAGAUCAGCAAACUGCCCUGAAAAAUGGCAAUAAAUAUGAUGUGGAGAUGACAGAAGAACUUGUUGGGUCAUCUUUUCCUGUUGGCACCUGCCCUCAAGCCAUUGAAUUGCCCACAGAUGCUGUUGAUUGUCUGAGUAGAGAGCUCGUGCCGCUUACUAGCCAAAAUCCUGAUCAGAGAAGAAAGGAAUCUUUGUGCAUUAGUAUCACUGUGUCCAAGGUAGAGCAAGGCCAGCCUUCUAGUUUAAAGCCCUGUGAAGACCCACUUCCAGGGAUGUUGUUUUUUUUGCCACCUGGUCAGCACCAGUCAGACUGUUCCCAGUUGAAUGAAAGCACAAGGGAGUCUUCCGUUGCCGGCCACCUUCAGGAUGCUGCUGAGGGUGACAGUACCACUGAGGAAAAAAGUGUUUCAGCUGAUUCAUUUGUCCUGCCAGCCUCUCCUGUGGAAAGUACAUUACCGGUGCUUGAGGCAUCCAGUUGGAAGAAGCAAGUGUCUCAUGACUUUCUGGAGACCAGGUUUAAAAUCCAGCAGCUUUUGGAGCCUCAGCAGUACAUGGCUUUUCUGCCCCACCACCUCAUGGUGAAAAUCUUCAGGUUACUUCCCACCAAGAGCUUAGUGGCUCUUAAGUGUACCUGCUGCUAUUUCAAGUUUAUCAUUGAAUACUACAAUAUCAGGCCAGCAGAUUCCCGCUGGGUGCGAGAUCCACGAUACAGAGAGGACCCUUGCAAGCAGUGCAAGAAAAAAUACGUGAAAGGGGAUGUGUCCCUGUGCCGGUGGCACCCCAAGCCCUAUUGCCAGGCAUUGCCCUACGGGCCAGGAUACUGGAUGUGCUGCCACCGGUCUCAGAAAGCCUUCCCUGGCUGUAAGCUGGGGCUUCAUGACAAUCACUGGGUCCCUGCGUGCCACAGCUUUAAUCGGGCAAUCCAUAAGAAAGCGAAGGGGACUGAAACUGAAGAGGAAUACUGAAGUCUACAUGAGAGGCGACAGAAGGACUGGUUUUCUAGGAUUGCAGAACCCCACCUAGAGCUGUAGAGCUACCAUGCGAGUGAGUGUUGCCUCUCAGAGCCGUCACUGUAGGCGAAUCCGUACGUAUUCCAUCAGGACUGCCAUUGCUCAGGCAAUUUUUAAACUCUUGCUUUACGAGCUGUACAAGGAAAUCGGUCUCAUUGUUUUAUAGUGGCACCUCCCAUUUGGUCCAGGGUGGUAUCCCACAGUUUGAUUCACUUGGCUGUGAAUAACUAUGCCUAUUCUCCCAAAUCAAAUCCAUCCUCAAACGACGAAGACUUGCCACCAUCAAGGACAUUCAGAAGAGUUCAUUGCAGACUAUGCAGGCGAUCCCCAAAAAGGGGUUCCAGAAAUGUUUUCAAGCACUGGCACCAUAUUUGAAAUAAGUGAAUAGUGUCCUCUGGAAAGAAUAGCAGCACUCUCGGAUGAAAAGUAUGCUUACAAAGGAAAAGUCAGGCACCUUACCUUAGCCCUUGUAUGCUUGAUCUGUGAGAUUGAGGUUUGUGGUUGGAGAUGGAUUUCAUGCCCUGUGGUGUUUACAGUGUAUAUAAUGGUUGUGUUUUCAUAGGGCUGUGAAAGUGCACAUUAAACCCGAGCGCCUUUACCUUAGAUGAGUGCUUUUGACCCCUCUGUAAAUAACACUAUUAAAUCCAGUUGUAUAGUGCGGAUAGCUGACUGAAGAGAAUCCCCACAAUGCAGCUAGGAUAGUGUUGCGGCUACAAUUGUGUGGGUUUUUGUUUUGUUUUGUUUUUUGGUUUUUUUUUUUUUUUUGGUCUCAUCUUAAAUUUGUACAUCCUGUAUAAAAUAUGAAUGUUUCCCAAAUAAACUAUGAAUGUUUCCUGUAUAAUAUAUGAACGUUUCUGAGAAGAAACUCUAAAUAGUUAAGAGGUUAACCUGUUGAAGAUACCAAAUAAUGGUUUAACUGGACAACCUUAAAAUUAGUAUAGAGAAAAAUCCUUUGUUAUAUUUUAGUGAUCCAUCAAGAAUGAGAGAAUAUUAUAUAGUCAGAUUAUAACAUUCUUGUCUACUUUACUCUUUCUGUCUGGUUAUGAAUUUUUUUUUUAACUUCAAUAAAAACAUGCAUCUUAAAUGAGA